AUCGGGGCUUGCCCAUGGUCGCUAACAGGGAAGUACUGCAUAAGGCUUGCCCAUUUCACGCAGACUAGGAAACGGUGGAGGCUGCAAGGUCAUUUAAACGAAUGUUUCAUGUGACACGCUAGUCAACAAACUCCACCGUCCAGACCAGCCAUGGCGAAUCCGAACUCUAGCGGAGACAGCGACACAGAUCUACCCGGAAGUGAGACUUCGGACGAAGUUUCACAUGCUGAUAGCGGCUUCAAGAAAUUCUACUCGAGUGUGAAAAAGUUGACGAAGCGGGUUGCUAGCAUCAGUGAGUCCCCAGCUACGAGUCCAGUGUCCACGGAAAAGACUGGUCAUUUCACAGACAUUCCAUCCAGCCCCCGCGGACAAACAGGUGACGCCGCCUUCGGGAACGUCUUCGAUGACCCAAGUUAUGUACGAACUUCGGAUUCGGUGUACGACUUCAGCUACAGGUCACGUGGAGUGGCUGUGCUUAUUGUCAAUGUGACCUUCCUGAACCCGAAAAUAUCUCCAAAUAGAGAAUAUGCCAAACGCGAUAUUGAAGUGUUUGAAAAGAUCUUAAAAGCCCUGAACUUCACCGUAAUAAAACUGAAGGAUAAAUCUACAGCGGAAUUACUGCAAAGACUUGAAGAAAUACGUUCGACAUUGACCUCGGACUGCGACUGCUUUUUGUGCCUGAUCAGCUCACAUGGUCUGGAAACGAGGAUACCCAGCGAGAAACAGAGGCGACAACACACGACCUUCACCUACGACCGCUGGAUACCUACCGAUAAUAUCAUCAGACCGUUCACAGAGAGCUACUGCCGGUCUCUGAGAGGGAAACCUAAACUCUUCUUUAUACAGGCCUGUCGUACCGUUCACGGAUCUGCGGACUGUGACUCAGUAGACCGGGGUAUCACAGUAACGGACGCCGUACGUGCUCCCCAGAGUCGGCGAUAUGACGUCAGAGACCAUCCUGAAGGGAUGGACGUGGAUAGAGACAGUCCGAUGGGGAUAAAUAACUUACAUCCAUCAGUAGGGGAUGAGCAGGGCGAUCCGAACGGCUCAUCGCAAGACCUGUCUCAAUCUAUUCGGGGGAAGAUCAACCUAGAUGAAAUUCCUUUCGCAGAUGACGAUGAUACAGAAGACAGUGAUGAUCCAGACUUGUCAGCGGCAGACAACUCGCGUGUGCCCUAUUACCCGCCCCGCCCGCGCCAUUCUGGUGAUGUGGACGUCUGUACAAUCCCGUGUUAUCCUCACUGUCUCGUCAUGUUCUCAUCUGCUUCAGAGCGUUUCGCAUGGUCCAAUGACUUCAAGGGAGGAUGGUUGCCAUACUGCAUGUAUGAAGUCCUCUAUAAGAUGGCACAACAUAACUUCCGGAUUGACCUUCUGGAGGCGUUAACGGAAGUGAACGAGUUGAUGGCGAAAAGUCUGGAGACAAACGUCCUCGGUGAUAAGGUCAUGCAUAAAGUGAAGUCCGCGGCCUGCAUCUACCAUAUGCUUACCAAAGAUAUUUACCUUACACCCAAAUACGCCCCAGUACCUGUGGUUGAUAGGGUACAAGUCUCAGCAGUGUAGUCAUGGUAACGAUGAUACAUAGGGUAAAACAGGGAUAGUGGAGCCAGUGACGGAUAUGGGUUUUGCGUUAUUUUUUGACGUCACAGUUACUCAUUUUGAAGCCGUUGUCGUUUGAACGUUUAUGUGACAAAAAUCGGUCUCAUAGUUUAGCAUUUCUAUUUUUUUUUCAUAUCAUCCUACUUGUUUUUUGGUCUGCAGCUUUAGAUAAUAAUUCUAGUGCUUUAUUUGUCAUGUUGCACGAAUCUGUAGAAACAUAUGCAUCUUUCUGUGCCAUUUACAAUUUUCAAUCGCUCCCUAUAAUGUUCAACAGACCAUCGAAUCCGAUAAAAACGACGCAAGUUGAGCUACCGACCAUUGUGACGUGGUGAUAACUAUAAGUUCGGUUUGAUAUUCUGUUGUGCUAACCUAUAUGCUUAUAUGUUCAAAAUGUGUAUAAUUUUCGGUGUUCGUAUUGUGUAGAACACCAAUUAUUGAAUAAAAGAUUUAUUUUUAA
Messenger RNA from Mizuhopecten yessoensis (Yesso scallop), 2053 nucleotides. RefSeq lists its product as uncharacterized. Gene Ontology annotation, molecular function: cysteine-type endopeptidase activity. The record is from RefSeq and is a predicted model, not a curated record. The coding region runs from base 151 to 1560 and encodes 469 amino acids. Lineage: Eukaryota; Metazoa; Mollusca; Bivalvia; Pectinida; Pectinidae. The transcript is spliced from 7 exons. Gene Ontology annotation, biological process: proteolysis.